AUGGCCGCGCAUGCCUCUGCUCAGCCACCCCGUCGGACAUCUGGGGCCCCGCGGCGUCGGCCUUCGCGGCGGGCGCCCUGGCGGCCCUCGGCCGUGCGCGCGCGCCGCGGGCGCUGCGCCGCGCGGGGGCGCCGCGCGGCCGCCGGCCGCCCCGCGGCCGCGGGCGGGGCCCCGGCGCUCGAGGCGUUCAGCGGGCCCGCCGUGCAGAGCGUCGCCGCGGCCUUCGCGUGCGCGAGGCGGCUGGGCCACGCCUCCGCGGGCGGCGGCGUCGGGACUGACCACCUGCUGGUGGGCAUGGCCGCCACCGCGGGCAGCUGCGCCGCCCGCGCCCUGAGGUCGGUGGGCCUGACCGCGGAGGUGCUGGAGGCCGCCCUGGCGCAGAGCCGGGGCCGCGGCGCGCCCGAGCCCGCGCCGGGGUGGACGGAGCAGCUCGCGCCGCCCCUCGGCGCGGAGGCGCGCUUCUACCUCAGCCGGGCGGCGCGGAUGCUGCGCUGGCAGCGCGCGCCGGGGGCCGGGGCGCGGGUGCUGGGCACCGAGCACGUGCUGCUGGGCCUGCUGUCCAAUGGCAGCCACGCCGCGCAGCGGCUGCUCCUGGCCGUCGAUGAGGAGGGCUUCGGCCGCACGGUCACGCAGUUCGACUCCGGCACCGGGGGCGCGGCGUCCAACCCGCGCCGCGCGGCGCUGCGCGACGCGACCAUGCGCCUGGUCAACGACAAGGAGGGCGACGCCCUGCCCGUGGCGGCGCUGGCCGAGCGGCCCGGAGGCGUGCAGGCGUCCGGCGCCCCCGUCGGCACGGCGGUCCUGGACAAGUUCUCCACGGACCUCACGGCCCUCGCUGGCGAGGGCCUGCUGGACCCCUUUGCGGGCCACGGCGGCACCGUCGCGCGCGUCGAGCGGGCGCUGGGGCGCCGCCGCAAGCGCAGCGUGCUGCUGGUCGGGGACCCCGGCGUCGGCAAGACUGCGCUGGUGGAGGCCGUUGCGCAGCGCAUCUCGAAGAACGGUGCGCCGCCCUGGCUGCUGCAGCGCCGCAUCUGCUCGCUGGACGUCGCCGCGCUCACGGCCGGCACCCGCCUGCGGGGGGACUUCGAGGAGCGCCUGGGCGCGGUCCUGGCCGAGGCGGAGGCGGCGGGCGUGGUCCUCUUCGUGGACGAGGGCCACGUCCUCAUCGGAGCAGGCGCCACGGCCUCCAGCUCCGUGGACGCCGCGAACAUGCUGAAGCCGGCGCUGGCGCGAGGGGCGCUGCAGUGCAUCGUGGCCACGACCGUGCAGGAGUACCAGAAGCACUUCGCGAGGGACGCGGCGCUGGAGAGGCGCUUCGAGGUGGUCGAGGUCGAAGAGCCCUCGCCCAGCGAGACGGCGGCGAUCCUCGAGACGCUGCGGCCCCGCUACGAGGGCCACCACGACGUCCUCUUCGCGCCCGGGGCGAUCGCCGCGGCCGCCGAGUGGUCCGCCCGGCACCUGCCCGAGCGGCGGCUGCCCGACAAGGCGAUCGACGUGGUGGACCGGGCCGCGGUCCGGGCGUCUCUGAGAGACGGGGCCGCAGCGAAGGUGACCUUGGACGACAUCGCCGCCGCCGUGGAAGAGGCCGUGGGCCUCCGCCCGGGGGCCGUCACCGCGGCCGAGGCGCUGCAGUCCUUCGGGCUGGAGAGCGCGCUGGGCGCCCGGGUCGCCGGGCAGCCCGAGGCGGUGGGCGCCGUCGCCGCGAUGGUGGCCCGCGCGAAGGCCGGGCUGCAGGACGAGGGGAAGCCGCUGGGCUCGCUGCUGCUCUACGGGCCGCCAGGGGUCGGGAAGACGUCGCUGGCCUGCGCGCUGGCCGAGGUGUGGCUGGGCUCCCCGCGCGCCCUGGUGCGCGUCGACUGCGCGAGCGCCGCGGUGGCGCCCGGGGGCGCGCAGGCCGCGGCCGCGCGGUUGGCCGCCGCGGCGCGCCGCCGCCCGCACUGCGUGGUGCUGGUGGACGAGGCGGACAAGGCCGACGCCGCGCUGCAAGGCACGCUGCUGCAGGUCCUCGAGGAGGGGUGUCUCUGCGCCAACGGCCCCGGCGACGCCGGGCGCGCGGACUUCCGCCACGCGGCAGUGCUGCUCACCUCCAACGACCCGCGGGGCGCGGAGGCGCUGCCCAGGGCGCUGGGCGACCGGCUGGACGAGGCGGUGGCCUUCCGGCCCCUCGGCGAGGCGCAGCUCGCCCAGGCGUUGGACCGCCUCCUCGAGGGCGUGGGCGAGCGCCUGCGGCGGGUGCUGCCCGGCGCGACGCUGCGCGUCACGGAGGCGUGGCGCGCCGCGGCCUUGCGCGCGGCGCUCGACCCCGACGCGGGCCAGGGCGGCGAUCGAGGGAUUUCCUUCUCGGCCGACUACGUGGGAUGCAAGAAAUGUGGAUACCGUUGGACCUACAAGACCAAGCAGUCGUGCUACAGCUGUGGGCAGGCCCUGCGACCAUCGUACUCUCCCGCCCCAAAGCCCCGUGGCGUCUGGGCUAGCGGCAGCAGAGGCUGGUGGCAGGACAACCACAAGGGUCAGACCGACUGGUACCACGAAGCCGAGGAGACCACGCAGAGGACCGAGCCGCUCGCGAUCGGCGAGGUGGUGCAGACCCUUGGUGGGCAGGCCCUCUCCGAGGCCCAGCGGCAGGCGCUCCAGCAGCUCGAGAGCGCCUUUGCCCCGCCGGCACCUGCAGAGCGUCCCGCGCUCCUGGAGGAGGGCAUCCAGCGGGCGGCCGCAGCGGAGAGGGCUGCACGUCGGGAGCUGGAAAAGCGAGCCAAGCAGCUGGCCGACGCCAAGCUCUGGCUCGACGAGUGCCAGGCCCGCUCCGAUGCCGCAGCUGACGCCCUGGUGGGUGCGGAGGUCAAGCUGGCUCAGGAGAAGAAGGCUUUGGCGGCUCCAGGCAAGGACUCCCAGCCCGAGGGGACCAACAAGGGCGGCGGGGUCAUCAACCUCUCUGCCCUGCUGGGCGAAGGCGAGGCCAGCUUCGUCAUCGAGGACGGCCCCCUCUUCGACCUUGAGGGGUUGGACAUCACGGCCGAGCAGCGGGAGCAGUUCAACAAGCUCAAGCAGACCUUCGAGGCGUCGGUGCAGCAGGCGGUCCGCACGCACUUCGGGCCAGGGGCCGACGUCCUCAAGUCCCAGCGGGAGCAGUUUGAAGAGAUCAGGGUGCUCCGCGAGACCUUCAAGAAGCGCAGGCGCAGGGUGCCCAGGGCGCUUCGCCAGGUGCUGCCAGCGCGGAUGUUGGCCCUGACGCUGGUGGUGAAGCCGCUGGCAAGGUACCAGUACCCAAUGCUCUACAUGGUCGGGCUCAUGGCAGGCAACGGCGGCGCUCGCAAUGUGGGGCUCGAGUUCAUAGGCUUCAACUGUUCUUCUUGGGCGCAGGCUAUCGAUGUGCUGGACGAGGUCGCCACAAGUAAAAUCGUGGGCCCCAUGCACAUCACGUUCUUUCAGGUGCAUAAGUUGAUUGCGCCCAUCGCCAAGGACAUAGAGGCGGCCAGCUUCAACAGGGCCCUCGUGCCUCACCCGCUGGGGGAUCCCUUCCUGGACGUCGCGCCCAGCAUGGAGACCCUGGACCCAGAGUACGGGGGACUCGAGCUGAGCAAGUACCUAGGGAAUCAGAGCGCCGACCUUCAAGCGAAGGACGGCGCCAAGCUAGACGCCAUCCCGCCGCAUAUCAGAGACACGUGGGUGGCCAGAUUUAAGGAGGUUUGUGCUGUCUUCGGGCUUGUCGGAGAUAUGACCUGUAAGAUAGGGCCCGACGGUCUGUGGGUCAUGACCGAUGGCAUGCACACCGUCGUUGGGGUGCUCGCCUGGCCCGAGCGCUUCUGCCACAUGCGGCACCUCGUGAUGUUGAAUCUGCCGUGCCACCAGACCUCCCACCAGCUUGGCGGAGGCGCCGCCGCCUCCAGCUCCGCGGACAAGGCGAGCAGCACGCGGGAGCCGACACUGGCGCGGUCCGCAUGGUGGCCACGGCGCUGUGCAGGGCGACGGCUCCCCUGUUGGGCCGCCCUGUUGGGCCCAAGGCGGGGGGAUGGCGUGCGGGGAGUCUUCAAGGGCCGGGCCAGAAACGUGGAUAUAUUCGAGGUCGCGGAGUAG
This is a messenger RNA of Prorocentrum cordatum, 4074 nucleotides long. The record is from the annotation of a GenBank genome assembly. NCBI's taxonomy places the organism in Eukaryota, Dinophyceae, Prorocentrales, Prorocentraceae.